This is a messenger RNA of Hansenula anomala, 1344 nucleotides long. RefSeq lists its product as uncharacterized. Lineage: Eukaryota; Fungi; Ascomycota; Saccharomycetes; Phaffomycetales; Wickerhamomycetaceae. The coding region runs from base 1 to 1344 and encodes 447 amino acids. Gene Ontology annotation, cellular component: cytoplasm. The record is from RefSeq and is a predicted model, not a curated record. Gene Ontology annotation, molecular function: zinc ion binding; ubiquitin protein ligase activity. The transcript has a single exon.
AUGGCCUCCGAUGAAGUAAAGAAGGAACUUAAUCAAGGAUCCAAAGAGACCAAACAAGAUCAAACAAAGAACACAACUGAUGUUGAUUCAAAUCAACAAUCCAAUAUCAAACCAGAACUAGAUUCUAAUCCAAGUUCUGAUUCAAUAACUGCUCAAGAUUACAUCUCCUCUCAACUUGAACUGGAAAGGGAAGCUAAAGAAUUGAUGCCCUAUGAUCCAAAUCAAUGUACUUAUUCAAUGGGGGCAAUUCGUCAACAAAUUUAUGCAUGUUUAACUUGUCUUGCCAAAACUGGUCAAACUUCAGGAAUUUGUUAUUCUUGUUCAAUUCAAUGUCAUUCUGAUCAUGAAUUAGUUGAACUAUUCACAAAAAGAAAUUUCACUUGUGAUUGUGGUACUACAAAAAUGAAUCAUCCUUGUUAUUUAAGAUCAAAAAUUUUUGAUGAUAUACCAUCUUCUUCAAAUUCUUAUAAUCAAAAUUUUAAAGGUCAUUUUUGUGAUUGUAAACAAUUAUAUAACCCAAUUGAAGAAAAAUCAAAUAUGUUACAAUGUAUCUUUGGUGAAACUUGUCAAGAAGAUUGGUUUCAUGAUUAUUGUAUAAUGGGAUUAACUCAUUAUGAACCUCCAAAGCAAAAAGAUCAUGGUGUUAAUAAAUUGGAUCAAUUAGGUGAGCCUGAAAUUGAUGCAGCUACUCAAAAUAUCAAGAAUGAAGAGGACAAGAAAGAGGAACUGAUGAAAAAUGAUCAACAAGAGGAAGAAAACGGUGAGCCUGUAUUGGACGGAUUCCCAAAUUUGGAUGAUUUUGAUUGUUAUAUUUGUUGGAAAUGUAUUAAUAAAUUUAAAGAUUUCUUUGAUAAAAUUAAACAAAAUAAUGAUAUUGUGGUAACUACUGUUCAAAGAAUUCCAAGUGAAAAUUUACAAGAACGUAAUUCAAUAAUUUUACAAAAUCAAGAUGGAACUUUUUUCAAAAAAAGAAAAAUUGAUUAUGAUUAUUCAAUUUUCUUGAAAACCAAUUAUGAAGAGAAUUUUAAAACUCUAUACAAUACAACAAAUGAUACUACAAUUAAAAAAAUCCUUGAUGAAUUCCAAUUUUUGAUGAAUGAUGAUCCUAUUUAUGAACCUCCUAAUGAUGAUGAAAUUGAUCCUGAAGAUGAUGACAAUUCCUCAAUUUAUGACCUUGGUGCAAAAGCUAUCAAUUCAUUACCAAGAGAACAAGCAAUUCAAGGUGUUCAAGCUUUCCAAGACAUUAAAACUAAAUUAAAAGACUUCCUGGCCCCUUUUGCUCAAGAUGGUAAAAUUGUGGGUAAAGAUGACGUGGAGAAUUUUUUCAAAAACAUUCAAAAAUGA